AUGAACCCAAGGUUGACAGGAUUGGUAAUAUUGAUCUUCCUCAUUUGGACCCUUUUCUAUAUAAAUGUCAUCACAAAGUCCUCUGCCGGGUCACGUCCUUCGACACCAUCGCCCGGAGGUCAGCAUCAUUGGAUUGAAGAGGAGUCACAACCCUCUCUUGCUCAAAGAAGUCAGAACAAUGAAGAAGAAAACAAUUAUCGCCGUUUUCUUCGGAAACAAUUUGAUGCGUCGGAAAAAAGCUAUCAGGAAUAUCGGCGUCGCCGAAGAGAGUUUGUGGGUGCUGAUCCUGCAAAAGUGAACCCAUGGCCACCUGCAAGGGUCAUGUAUUUCUGGGAUUACUUUCUACCCGCUUUUUCCUGUCCAUACACGAUCCAGAGGAUUGGAGCCCUUGGCGAUGGGGGUAAAUGGGUCUGCGGAAUGGAACUCUUUGACACCGUGAAAACAACAGAUGAAAAACCAGAAGAAUCGUUCCCUAACAAAGAUCGUCCGUGCAUCAUUUAUUCAUUCGGAGUGGCUACAGAGUCAAGCUUCGAAGCAGAAUUUUUAGAGAGGACAGACUGUGAAAUAUGGGCGUAUGAUGCGUCCGUGGAUAGAAUGGGAAAUCAAGUGACCACUCCACACCCAAGGGUUCACUUUAAUAAAGUGUACAUACAACCCAAAGGAAAUGCUACAUUGGGUUCUCUCAUGAAACAGAACGGUCAUCAGUGGAUUGAUUUUCUCAAGAUGGAUAUUGAAUCUGGAGAAUUUGACGUCAUGGAGCAAAUCCUGAAUGAAUUCCAGAUACUCCCAUGGGGCCAGUUGCACAUUGAAAUUCAUGGGGAUGAAAAAGGUGAACUUUUUCCAAAGGUGUACAAAAUGUGGGAAAGUUUUGAGGAUAAAGGACUGAGACCGUUCAAGAAUGAGAUAAAUCACUGGCCCUGCGUUCGGGCGAGACUUAAUCCAAUAUAUAACGAGUACUCUUUCAUUAACACGAAGGGCCCAAGUAGAUUGCUGCCCAAUUUAUAAGGAAGUUAUUUAAAUAGUAGUUACUAAUACAAUAACUAUGCAAAUAUGUAUUUUAUUGUCCUACUACUUCAUACAAUCUGUUUGUAAUGCCAUAAUGCUGUAAUUGUGAUGUUUUAUGUUUGUUUACUAGAUACCAUUUAUAUAAAAAAAAUGGUGGAUAUGGGAAUGUGUAAAAACUA
Messenger RNA from Folsomia candida, 1184 nucleotides. RefSeq lists its product as uncharacterized. The transcript has 4 exons. Bases 1 to 1005 code for a protein of 334 amino acids. The record is from RefSeq and is a predicted model, not a curated record. Lineage: Eukaryota; Metazoa; Arthropoda; Collembola; Entomobryomorpha; Isotomidae.